AUGCUGUCGCUCGCUCGCAACUGCGUCCUGGCUUUUGCCCUGAGCUGCACAGUCUCUGCCGCUUCCUCUUCCUCGUCCUCCUCAGAUGCCGGCUACGUAGGUUACAACCUCACCCUCAGCGGCGACGAUGACUCGGCCAUCUACUCGACCGCAAACACACGUCAAAAUGCCUCCUCUCAAUACCCCGACCCGGACGUCUUUCUCAACGCCAGCGUUAGCGUCAAGGAAAUCGACAUUGAAGUCGACAAUCUGACCGCCAAAGUGAACCUGGACCUCCAAGUGCUGGAACUGCUGCAAUUCAACGCUGGCGUAGAUCUGAACAUCGAGUCGGUGCAUCUGCUCAUUCAAGACGUCAAAGCAAGAGUGCUGCUAGAAGCUCGACUUGAGAACCUAGUGGCCAUGGUGGACGAUGUGUUGGGAUCGCUGGACUUGAACCCAGUGAUUGCGACACUGGGCAACGGUGUUGGCAAUAUCCUCAACCAGACAGGCGAUGCGGUGGACGGAUUGCUCUCCGACGACGGUUCCAGCUCUGGCUCGGCAGCAGUCAAGCGCUCUUUCACCAUCGACGACAAUAUCCUCUACUCCAUCAACGACUUUUCCGGGAAUUCUCAUACAAACCGCAUCCUUGAGCAGAACGGCGACAUUGUCGAGCAAGAUCUUGACAACGACGGUCGCGUUUCUGGCACCAGAGUUGUUGGGUCGUACGCCAAAGACAUGACUUUGACUGGACAUGAGGACAAGGUGGCAAGGAAUGGCAAGGAGGUGGGGAGAAAGCAGUACAAGUAUGAGCCGAUCCAUGGCGUGCAAGCCAUUGCUGCCAUCUUCUUGGAUGCGUCUGGCAAGGUGGUCGGCACGCAGAUCCUGAGCGAGAUAGAGGUCGGCGGACAUGCGACCGUGGAGGCAGACGAGUAG
Messenger RNA from Aureobasidium vineae, 912 nucleotides. Lineage: Eukaryota; Fungi; Ascomycota; Dothideomycetes; Dothideales; Saccotheciaceae. The record is from the annotation of a GenBank genome assembly.